AUGUUCAACACCAGCACGCCUGGAGGACUGGCAACCGCCUCGAGGGAAUCUGUGGAUUGCCGCUCGCUUGCCAUGGGGCAGUGGGGCGACUACAGGGGUUUCUUUUUACCAACCCUAGUGCGCCAUUCUGUCAAUCGCCGUGGAAACAACAUGAACCAGGCCCACUAUGAUUGCCUUCAACUCCUUUCUGAGCACAAAAGCUGGGAAUACGUUUUACUGCUUCAGAAUUACGACAUGAUGAUCAAGACAGUGUACGAAACUGUGUCGAUACUAAAGGAGUUUGGUGGAGCUAAUGACAUUUGUGCAAGGCCAUGCGAAAGGGAAAGAUGGAAUCACUCAGCGAAAUGGGAUGUGCGCUCAUUGAAGUUGUUUCGCAAUGAAUCUCAGGCAACUGAUGCUCAACGAACAACCAAUCUGACCAUAGUUCGAGGAUUUGUACAGUGCUCCCUAAGCAGAGCGGCUGUUGACUGGGCUGUUAAGAUCGUUGACUUAACACCACUUAUCAAUCAGCUCAACAUAAAUGAGUAUGCUAUAGAUGAGACGCUUUGGUCUGUUUUGCAGAUGAACGACGACCUGCAAAUGCCAGGAAGUUUCACAGCAAAAUGCCUCAACAAUGAAACUUAUGUGCCAUGUAUUACGAGGUCUGCAUGGAUGGGUUUCUUCAAAAUAGGAUUAUGUCAAUGUAAACUCACAUAA
Cylicocyclus nassatus is the source of this 696-nucleotide messenger RNA. Lineage: Eukaryota; Metazoa; Nematoda; Chromadorea; Rhabditida; Strongylidae. The record is from the annotation of a GenBank genome assembly.